This is a messenger RNA of Strongyloides ratti, 3084 nucleotides long. RefSeq names its product Solute carrier family 12 member 1. Gene Ontology annotation, cellular component: membrane. Gene Ontology annotation, molecular function: sodium:potassium:chloride symporter activity. The record is from RefSeq and is a predicted model, not a curated record. Bases 1 to 3084 code for a protein of 1027 amino acids. Gene Ontology annotation, biological process: sodium ion transmembrane transport; potassium ion import across plasma membrane; chloride transmembrane transport. The transcript has 2 exons. NCBI's taxonomy places the organism in Eukaryota, Metazoa, Nematoda, Chromadorea, Rhabditida, Strongyloididae.
AUGGAGGUAUCUAAUAUUAUUGAAAAAAAACAUAGUACUCUUUCAGAAAGACAUGAUAAUAUUAAUGCUUUUAUUAAAAGAUAUAACAGUAACUUUAGUUUGGAUAAAAGUUGCAGAAGAACAUCAUGUUUUGAUGAUGAAAAUGUAGUAGCUUUAAAAAGUAAUUCUGAAUGUUUUUCAGCCAAUAAACUAACAUUAAGAGAUUCAAUUCAAAAAUUACCACAAAGUGAAGAUUCUAGUGCAACUGAUUUUUGUCCUAUUGGAGUUGUUUCAGAAAAUGGAAUGUUAAGUAUAACAACUAAAAAUCAAUUUCAAGGAUUUGGAUGGGUUAAAGGUGUUCUUUUAAGAUGUAUUUUAUGUAUUAUUGGAGCAACACUUUAUAUGCGUAUGUCAUGGAUUGCAGGACAAGCUGGAAUAUUUCUUGGAAUGAUGGUAAUUUUAUUAUCAUUAAUAGUUGUUACAAUAACAGCUGUCUCAAUGUCAGCUAUUGCUACAAAUGGUGAAAUAAAAAAUGGUGGUUGUUAUUAUUUAAUUUCAAGAUCAUUAGGACCAGAAUUUGGUGGUUCUAUUGGUUUAAUAUUAUAUAUAGCAAAUAUGGUUAAUGGUGCUAUGAAUUGUGUUGGAUUAGCAGAAUCAUUAGUAUUUCUAUUUGGACAACUUAAUUUUAAAUUAUUUGAUGGUGGAAUUAAUGAUGUUAGAGUUUAUGGAUUAUCAACAUGUGUUAUUUUACAAGGUAUAAUUUUUAUUGGAACAGAAUUUGAAAAUAAAACACAAAUAAUUCUUUUAAUAACAAUAAUUUUAUCUAUACUUUCACAUACUAUUGGAGCAUUUUUACCUGUUACACAAGAACAAUUAAAACAUGGAAUUAUUGGUUUUUCAUUUAAAACAAUAAUGAAUAAUUUUUGGCCAGAUUUUAGAGAUGGUAAUAGUUUUAUUACAGUAUUUGGUGUUUAUUUUCCAGCAAUGACUGGUAUAAUGGCUGGUGCUAAUAUGUCAGGUGAUUUAAAAGAUCCAUCAAAAUCAAUUCCAAUAGGAACAAUGACAGCAAUAAUGAUAACAACAAUAAUAUAUUCUGGUACUAUGUUACUUUCUGCAUGUGCAACAGUAAGAGAUUCAACAGGAUUUAAUAUACCAACAUUUUCAAAUAAUAAUUAUGAUCUUAUAUUACCAACAUGUCGUCAAAAUAAUACAUGUAAAUUUGGUUUAGCUAAUGAUUAUCAAGUACCAUUAACACAAGCAGCAUUUAGUCCAUUAAUUAUUGCUGGAAUAAUUGCUUCAACAUUAUCAUCUGCCUCUGGAUGUUUAAUUGGUGCACCAAGAAUAUUUCAAGCACUUUGUCAAGAUAAAUUAUUUCCAGGAUUAUCAUAUUUUGGUAAAGGUAGAGGUAUAACAAAUGAACCAUUUAAUGCAUAUUUUUUAACAUUUUUUUUAACAUGUUGUGUUAUACUUAUUGGAGAUUUAAAUGCAAUCUCUGAAAUUAUAACAAAUUUUUUUUUAGCAGCAUUUGCUAUAACAAAUUUUGCAUGUUUUGAUUCAUCAGCAAGUAAAUCACCUGGUUUUAGACCUGGAUUUAAAUAUUAUAACAAAUGGUUAUCUUUAUUUGGUUCUGUUUUAUGUAUAAGUUUAAUGUUUAUAUUAUCAUGGGUUACAUCACUUAUUACAUUAUUUAUUUUUGCUAUAUUAUUUUUAUAUCUAAAACAUUUGGCAAAAACUGUUAAUUGGGGAUCAUCAUAUGAGGCUAAUAGAUAUCGUAUUGCAUUAAUGGAACUUUUAAAAUUAUCAAGACAUGAAGAACAUGUUAAAAAUUAUAGACCACAGUUUCUUGUUUUGACAGGAAAUCCAGCAGCUCGACAAUGCCUAGUUGAUUUUACCUACAGUAUAAGUGGAGGACAAAAUCUUAUGAUUUGUGGGCAUGUUGUCCCUUAUAAAUCGUCUGUUUCUGCAACAGAUUUUAUACGAAAUUUAAAUUCAAGAUUAACUGAUUGGUUGAAAGAUCAAAAGAUUAAAGCAUUUUAUUGUGGUGUUGCAAAUAAGUCACUUCGAAUGGGUGUUCAGGCAUUAUUACAAACUGUUGGUUUAGGUAAAAUGCAACCAAAUAUUUUAAUGAUUGGUUUCAAACAAAAUUGGAUAAAACAAGUUCGUAAAAAUGAUGAAAAAAUUUAUGUUACUGAGUAUCUUGGUGUUAUACUUGAUGCUUUAUUAAGUAAUAUGAGUAUAUGUAUUUUUAGAAAUGGUAAUGAUAAACUUGAUCAUAGUAUGGAUUUAGCUAAUAGAUAUGAUGGGUUAAUGCUUCAAUUAUCAGAUAAACAAUUAAUGGAAGCUGAAAGUGGAUUACAUGAUGACUUUUUAUUAGGAAGAGAGAUAGAAAAAAUUAGACCAGUUGCAGGAAUAAUUUCAAAAACUGGUAUUAUUAAAAAUAAAAGUGUUGGAAGCUUAAUAAAUAUAUCAUUUAAUACAAGAAAAGUAUCAAAUGUAGUUUAUUCUGCAAAUUCAAGAAUUAAUUUAGGUAAAAAAUUUAGAUGCAAAAUAAAAGAGGGAGAUAUUGAUGUAUGGUGGUUAAAUGAUGAUGGAGGAUUAACUUUACUUAUUCCUCAUUUAUUAGUUGUAAAUACACAAUCUUUUCUUCAUGAAGCAAAUCUUAGAGUAUUUGUCAUCUGUUCACCAACAGCAAAUCCAAAAGAAACCAAAACAGAAAUGGAAAGAUUAUUAAAUAAAUUUAGAAUUAAUUUUACUCAUGUUAUGGUUAUUGUAGAAGAGGAUAAUGAUUUAUAUCGUGAAACAGUAGAUGAAUAUAAUGGAUAUUUAGAAAUAUUGAAUCCUAAAGAUGAUCCUGAAAAUCAUACAAUAAAAAGUGAUCUUCUAGAAUCAUUUUCUGCAAAAACAAAACAGUAUCUCCGUUUACGUGAAUUAUUAUUAGAACAUUCAGCUGCUUCUCAUUUAGUUAUAUUAACACUUCCAAUAGCACAUGAAUCUGUUAUCAUUUCACCAUUAUACUUAUUAUGGCUUGAAGUAUUGACAAAAGAUAUGCCACCUACACUUUUAACAAGAGGAAAUAAUACUCCAGUUUUGACAUCACUUUCAUAA